AGCACCCGGACGACGUUGACUGUACACAGACAAGAUGGCAGCUUCAGUGGAAGACGAGUUCGAAGACGCCCCCGACGUGGAGCCGCUAGAACCAACUCUGAAGAACAUCAUCGAGCAGAAAUCUCUCAAAUGGAUAUUUGUGGGUGGAAAAGGUGGCGUCGGUAAAACGACAUGCAGCUGCAGUUUGGCUGUCCAGCUGGCCGGGAGCCGAGAGAGCGUUCUCAUCAUCUCAACAGAUCCCGCUCACAACAUCUCAGACGCCUUCGACCAGAAGUUCUCCAAGGUGCCUACGAAGGUCAAAGGCUACGACAACCUCUUCGCGAUGGAAAUUGAUCCGAGCCUGGGCGUCGCCGAGCUGCCCGAUGAGUUCUUUGAGGAGGACAACAUGCUCAGCAUGGGCAAAAAGAUGAUGCAGGAGGCCAUGAGCGCUUUCCCAGGUAUCGACGAGGCCAUGAGCUACGCAGAGGUCAUGAGGUUAGUUAAAGGAAUGAACUUCUCCGUGGUGGUCUUCGACACGGCUCCUACGGGACACACACUGCGACUGCUCAACUUUCCCACCAUAGUAGAACGAGGUCUGGGCCGCCUCAUGCAGAUCAAGAACCAGAUCAGUCCCUUCAUCUCUCAGAUGUGUAACAUGCUCGGUUUGGGCGACAUGAACGCAGACCAGCUGGCCUCCAAGCUGGAGGAAACGCUGCCAGUCAUCCGCUCAGUGAGUGAGCAGUUCAAAGAUCCUGAACAAACCACGUUCAUCUGCGUGUGCAUCGCUGAGUUCCUGUCGCUCUACGAGACGGAGCGGCUGAUCCAGGAGCUGGCCAAGUGCCGCAUCGACACGCACAACAUCAUCGUCAACCAGCUCGUGUUCCCCGAUGCAGACCGGCCGUGUAAAAUGUGUGAAGCCCGCCACAAAAUCCAGUCCAAGUAUUUAGAUCAGAUGGAGGACCUUUAUGAAGAUUUCCACAUAGUCAAGUUACCUCUGCUGCCCCAUGAAGUCCGAGGUGCUGACAAGGUCAACACGUUCUCUAAGCAACUUCUGGAACCCUACAAACCCCCAAACAAGUGAUCGUCCUCCUCCUCCUCCUCCGGUCCUCCUCUGCAGUCUGAACUCACCUCCCGCCUCCCUCCAGCCUCAAACCCUCCUCUCAGCAACAGCCUCAAGACGACCCGCUCAGCGGCCGACGGCGCACCUCAUGGGAUCUUUCACUUCACCUUCUCUCGUCUCCAUAUCCUCUGUGGCAGUUCUUCUGUUCUCUCCCCGAAGCAUUUACCGUUCUCCUCCGCCCUCCAUCCCGCGGAGCCCCGGCUGCGAGUCUCCGGUGUCUCCAGUGACGGUGCCGUGGUGUUCUCCAGGGUGGUCGAUGUUCACGCCGUGUUUCUUCCUGUGUUAUCUGGUGGCGGUGUCUCUUCCCUCCUCGGUCUCUCUCAACUCCAAACUUCACACAUUCUCUAACGCAUCGAGUAUCCAUCCAAAUUCCUACAGAUUCAGGGUGAGACGGCAGGGCAAUGAAAAUCCAACUGACUAACGUGGCCUGUGGUCGUUAAUGAUAGUUUUUGUUCUUUUGACCAAGAGCGUUUGUUUCAUCACGUGGGAUCGUGUAAAGUGCAGAUUCGACUGGGAGCUUUGUGUCCUCGUGUGGCUUGGUCGUUCUAACGUCACCUCCUCCUCUGGAUGGAGACGGCAGUGCUGAUAAAUGUGAUGUUUGAGUGGCUGAAUUCUCACUGCAGCUUCCCAUACAGCGCUGAGCCUCAUCCAUCCCGCGCGCUGAGAGCUGUGUGGGAAGGUCUGAAAGACAUCAGUAGCCUUAUUUUAGAGCAUUGUUCAUUAAAACGUAUUGAAUGUGCUUGAUCAAAUGAAUGGUGAGCAUCUUUGCCCUUGUGAUUGAUUCCUGAUUGGCUUCACUGAUGCUUCCUUAACAGAAAAACACAGUAGAUGACAUGUGAAUAUCCACCGAGCAUUUCCCCUCUGUCACUGAAUGCUUUUGAGUCAGUAAGCCUCUGUUUUCUAUAGAUUUUCUUUAAAUUAUAUUACGAGUGUUAAUUAAAAUAAACUUGACUCUGA
Messenger RNA from Salarias fasciatus (jewelled blenny), 2056 nucleotides. It is a transcript of the gene get3, whose product is annotated as guided entry of tail-anchored proteins factor 3, ATPase. Gene Ontology annotation, cellular component: GET complex. Gene Ontology annotation, molecular function: ATP hydrolysis activity; ATP binding. The transcript has 7 exons. Lineage: Eukaryota; Metazoa; Chordata; Actinopteri; Blenniiformes; Blenniidae. The record is from RefSeq and is a predicted model, not a curated record. Gene Ontology annotation, biological process: tail-anchored membrane protein insertion into ER membrane. The coding region runs from base 35 to 1060 and encodes 341 amino acids.